Messenger RNA from Danaus plexippus (monarch butterfly), 1513 nucleotides. RefSeq lists its product as uncharacterized. Bases 289 to 1320 code for a protein of 343 amino acids. The record is from RefSeq and is a predicted model, not a curated record. The transcript is spliced from 8 exons. NCBI's taxonomy places the organism in Eukaryota, Metazoa, Arthropoda, Insecta, Lepidoptera, Nymphalidae.
CCCCGCCGCCUGACAUCGUCACAGCUAGACUAAAAUCCAAUUACUUAUCGAAUACUACAGCACUAAAUGCGACAUUGAACAAAUAGCCUUUGUCUGUAACAAUGGAGACCAGCGCUCCCACGAAACGUUUGCUCUGAAUCAGGACGCUUUUAGUUAACGGGAUGUCAUCUUUAAAUCCAACAUAAUGGCUUUUGUGAUUUUAAUUGUUAUAGACGCUCGUAUAUGACAAAAUAAAUAUUUCAAGACCAUUUGUAUUAAUAAAUAUAGUGUUCAUAAGCUCUGUAUAAAAUGUCGUUCCAACUAUUUUAUUCAAGAAUGACUGAAACAGCUUGGAGAAGAAAUGUCGAUUGGAAGGCGCGUUAUUCUAAACUGUAUUCGUCACGAGGCUUAUCACAGCCCAAAAAAGAAGAGGCAAGCCGGAUCUCAUUCAUGAGCAAUGAAACAACUCCGUACGCAUCACUCCUAAUGGAAAUCCGUGCUAACCGCCGCGAAAGUUCCACAGACUCACAAAUAAAUUCACCAAUUGGUCUAACUUCCCUGAUGUCGGAGCGCAGUGGAAGCUAUGGAUCACAAAUGUUAAAAUAUAACGAUUUGGGAGGAACCGAGACUACACUUCUAGACAUGGUUCGAUCAAGAAGUUGCGAAGUUCAAGAUGAAAUUCAAGAUGAAAUACAGCCUCCACCAUGCACUGAGCGCCCUGAAUAUGAUGACCCGUUGGAAUCCUGUGUUCACGGAUUAAGCUACCGCGUCCCGGAACGGAGCGUGUCUCGAUCGAGGUCUCGCGUCUCCCGGAUGUCAAUGAGACGGGACAUGGACAUUCCAUCCAUACUCGCCUUUACCGCGUCACCGACACCCUCACCGAUGUGCCUUGGAAUUCCAGCUUUUCAAAAAGCUAAGCCUCAAGGAGUGGAAAUUCCACGUUGGUCUAUACGACGUUCUGUUUGUCCGGUCUGUUCCCAGAAAUGGAGAGACAAAAGCUCUGUGAAAAAUAUAAAAUAUUCAGGUUUGAAAAGAAAUAUAUCGAACGAACUUCCAUCCGUUAAAGCUCCAGCUCGGAUACGAACAUCAGCUAACAUGGAAUAUAUUCCGCGCCCCGUGCCAGCUGCUCUAGAUCAAGAUGCCGGUAUAGUGCAGGGUGGCCUCCGUCACGGCAGCGCUUCCUGGCUGUUGACUAGAGCUCGGCGGUUCAGAACACCCAAGCUACAAAUGCCUCCGCCUGAGGCGACAGCGCCUCCUAGCUGUAGCGCUCCUCUCGCUCGGAAAGAUCUAGAACUUCGUGUUUCACAAUUCCUUUCUGAUACAUUUAAGAUAUCUCCUUAAAGUUGAGCAUAUACAAAUUCCCAUAAAAAUAUGAAAAGUUCACUGGGGUCUUCAAAUGGAAGUCAAUGAAAUGAAAAAAGAUAAAUGGCUCAACAUAACUUGAAUAUUUUAUCAAAAAAAUUAUACUUCUUUAUCAAAUUUAUCAAUUAGAAAUCAAUUAUUUUUACGACAUUAAUAAAUGAAUUACAAUAUA